Messenger RNA from Uranotaenia lowii, 1137 nucleotides. It is a transcript of the gene mRpL45, whose product is annotated as probable 39S ribosomal protein L45, mitochondrial. NCBI's taxonomy places the organism in Eukaryota, Metazoa, Arthropoda, Insecta, Diptera, Culicidae. Gene Ontology annotation, cellular component: mitochondrion. The record is from RefSeq and is a predicted model, not a curated record. The transcript has 2 exons. Bases 86 to 1087 code for a protein of 333 amino acids.
CACCAAAACAAAACCGGUUCGGCAAAAGGCUGAAAAGACGGAAAAGACCGAGCGAGCACUACAAUCGGCCGUCUCUGGAAAAAUCAUGGCAUCGAUUACGGCGUUAAGAAGUGCGGGAAUUCAUUUUUUACAGCUAACAUCAAAUGGAUUUCUAGCCCCUUGCAUCCAAAAUGCAAUCGCCCAUCAGCAGGUACGGCACCGGCGAACUAAACACUGGGACCCACAGUGGAAAGGAUUGCGUAAACAAAAAUUUAUCAAGGUGGAUAUUCCGAACAUGAACGAGCGAGUCGAAGAUAUGAGCCAGGAACAAAUAAAAACGCGAAUGAAAGAACGCGGAAUGCUUCCGCCGAGACCGUGGAUGGAACGGCCUUUCUACAUCAGCUGCACCGGGGGCGUAUUCGAACCGUACAUUCCUCCGGAGGGUGAUGGUAAAAUGUCUGCAGUGUCCAAAGAAGGUGCUAAGCAGAAAUUUGAGCUAGCAGAGAAGAAAGUCAAAUCAAUGAUGGCUAUCCGCAAGAUUCGGAACUAUGAUGAGGAUUUUGAAUCCAAAGAUUUUGCACAUGAGGCUCAAGAUUUGUAUGUGAAAGCGCACACAAUUCUGGCCGAAAAGAACAAAUAUCUGUUGCGAGAAGUAGUUACAGAAAGGGCCUAUCCGGAAAUGAUGCACAACAUCAAAGACAAAACGAUCAGAUGGAAAUUCCUGAAAUCUCUGGAGCCACCACACGUCGUGCAUGCCAGGUGCACCGAUGUGAUUACCAAAGAGAAUAUCUUCGCUCAGGUCACCGUAAGAUUCCAUACCCAGCAGAUGUUGGCCAUUUACGAUCGGUUCGGUCGGCUCAUGCAUGGCAGUGAAACACUGGCCAAGGAUUGCCUGGAGUACGUGGUUUUCGAGAAACAUCUCUCGAAUGAGUAUGGCGUUUGGAGAUUGCACGAGAAGAUCGUUCCGGAUUGGAUGCCACCGAAAUCCCCUGCUUUUAUCACCUAUCGAGUGGACGAUGUAGCUCAAGUGCCAGCGCAAAAUGAGGAAGAAAGUAAAGCGGUUGAAGUGACGAAUGAUGAUAAAGAUAAGGUUGCCGCUACACAGUAGAUUUAUGUGUUAGUUUCUUUUGCUUCAAUAAACUGAUACGAUAGAUUCAA